This is a messenger RNA of Drosophila grimshawi, 2984 nucleotides long. Its product is annotated as zinc finger protein 420. Lineage: Eukaryota; Metazoa; Arthropoda; Insecta; Diptera; Drosophilidae. The transcript has 6 exons. The record is from RefSeq and is a predicted model, not a curated record. Gene Ontology annotation, biological process: regulation of transcription by RNA polymerase II; cell fate commitment. Gene Ontology annotation, cellular component: cytoplasm; nucleus. Bases 31 to 2931 code for a protein of 966 amino acids. Gene Ontology annotation, molecular function: RNA polymerase II cis-regulatory region sequence-specific DNA binding; DNA-binding transcription factor activity; histone deacetylase binding.
AGAUUUUCCAUUUCGAAAUCGAGUAGUGCGAUGACAAGAACGUGUAGAAUCUGCGGUGGCGCAGAUGGACGCUUCUGGAUCGAGACGCCAAUUGAUAAAUACGUGGAGAAAACAUUCAAUCACCUGCUGCUGGAGCUAACAAAACUCGAGGUCACUGUGGAUCAAGCUGAUAAGCUACCGCCAUGGAUCUGCCGCAACUGUGCGCACAGAUUAGAAAAUGCCUACGACUUUGUGCUGCAGGCGAGGGAAACUCACGAGCUUUGGCUGCACAAGAUGACAACAGAAUCUCUAUCGGAGGACACCGAAACUGGGACGUUGGAGUGCUUGCGAGAGACACCCAUCCAAUUGCUGGAGAUUGAGGGCGUCACAAUUAAAAUGGAGGAAGCAACCGAACCAGCCGUGCCACAAACAGAUUCAGUCGGCUCGAUUGAUCCGCUAAUUAAAAAGAGCCGAGAGGAUGAUGCCAGCAAUAAUGAUGAUGACGCUGAUAAUGACGAUGAUGAUAUUCCGCUCAAGCAGCGCCGGAUUGCAAGCACAAAACUGCCGACGAUGCACAAGUGCAAUAAGUGCGACAAGGCCUUCAAAUAUGUAACGAAUCUCUUCAGGCACAAGCGACGAGAUCACUCUCCAGAGCGCAGCCAAACCAAAGAACAGGCAGCAGUGGAAAGUGAAAAGACUGAUGGCAUGAAACCGCUCUUAAACGAUGUAAUCAAGAGCUCCAUUGCAACAACACACAGCAGCGAGGCAGACUUGGAAAGCGAAUUGGCGGAUAAUUACUACAAAUGCGAUCAAUGCGACAAAUCCUACAAGUACAUAAUGCUGCUGAUCAGACACAAGCAGAAGACGCACGCUUCCAGCCAGUGUCCAGCAGAGCCCAAACCAAUUAGAAGAAGUGGUUCGAGUGCAGAGCAAACUAAUACUAAACAAGGUUCACCGCCUCAGCGCUCGAAACCGACCAACACAGAUUCGCUUGUGCACAGCAUCAUCAAAGAGAUCAACUUACCCGAUGAGGACGAUGCAGACAGUUCCAGUGCCGACAAUUACUACAAGUGCGACCAGUGUGACAAGUCGUAUAAAUACAUUGUGAGUCUCAUCAAGCACAAACACAACGAGCACAAGGAAUACAGGGAUUCCGAUGAGGAUGAAGAUGGGGCAACGUCUUCCAGAUAUGCAGCAGAUGCCACUGCUAUGUCGAAACCGUCGCGCAUUGAUCGUCGCGUCAAAGGCUUCGAUUUGAAUCGCUGCCGGCCAAACGGUUCCAAAGAGAUUCAGUGCAUGAUCUGUCUGCGCAGAUUCAUCAAGUUGCGCGAGUUGCGUGAUCACCUGAAAGCCCAUCCUAAAGACUUUACAUUCGAUGCUCAUGGCGAGCCGAUUGAGCGCAUUGCCGAGGGAUUCUAUAAGACAGCCGUAGAAUCCACAGUUGUGGGCCUCAAGCGACGGAUCUUCAACGAUCUCAAGGUUGGCAUGCUCGGACGCUACUAUUCUAUAACAAAUGAGGCAAGGUACGAGAUGAAUCUGGACAGCUCGGACACGGACAGCGAGGGCGAAGCGGAUGUUGUGCAGCGGCAUUCAUAUGCCUGCGAAUUGUGCGACUCCGCCGAUGCCGUCUGGCCACGCAAAUAUCAAUUGCACGAGCAUCAUCGGCAGCAGCACACCUGGCUGGAGGCGCCGCACGUCUGCCAGCGCUGUGACUUCCGCUUCCUGAGCGCGCAGCUGCUCGAGCAUCAUACGCACAAGUUGUGCCAGAACACCCUGAAGCGCUUCAUGUGCGACAAGUGUCCACAGCGCUUCUUUUGGCGACGCAAUCUACGUGCGCAUCUUGUCGAGCACAAAAACAAGCAGGAGACGUAUCCGUGUGAUCAGUGCUCGCGCAGCUUUCAGGACAAGAGCGCCGUGACGAAGCACAAGCUGAUGCACCACGAUGUCCACAACGAGCUGUUGCCCUGUCGCUGGUGCACGCGCACCUUCUACCGGCCGGCGCUGUUGCACAAGCAUGUGCAGCGUCACGGCUUUAGUGGAGAGGAUCUGCCACUGGCAGAGACACUGCUGGCGGAUGCCGCCAAGCCAUCCGGUACGAAGACGAUUGUCUGCAAACUUUGCGAUAUGCAGUUCAUUAGCAUUGGCGACCUGCGGCGACACAACUCGAUGCAGGCGCACAGUGAGCAGGUGUCCAACUAUAUGAUAAGCACCGAGGAGGGAUUCGAGCUGCAGCUGGAUGAAACGGACGAGAGUGAUGAGGAGCCCACAAAUACUGCUGCCAGCCGAUCUUAUCGAUGCGAUCUGUGCGAGAUGACCUUCCUGCGAAGGCGCGACAUGAGCGAACAUCAGUAUUCGCUGCACACCUUCGACAAGCUGCCACAUUCCUGUAAGCAUUGCAUUUAUAAGACAGUCGAUAAGACCAUGCUAGAGCACCACCUAAGCACACAGUGUCUUAACGAGGAGAAGAAAUUCAAGUGCUCUCGUUGCGGCUACAAAUUCAUGUGGCGCGAAAAUCUGGAGCAGCACAUGAGCACUCUGCAUCCAAAGUCAUCAUCUAGUCAGACGCCCGUUGCGGCGACAAAGCGGAGUAGACGUUUCCGAUACCAGUGUCCACACUGCUGGCGCUCGUUUGUGGUGCAGCCCAGCCUGGACAAGCAUAUUCGGGACAUGCAUGUGGCGAAAAAGAAUCCCGGCAAAAAGUAUCUAUGCUCGUUGUGCGGCCUGGAGUCGCUGACACCAAAUAAGCUCAGCAUACACAUGCGGCGUCACAACGGCGAGAAGCCAUUCAAAUGUGAUCUCUGCGACAUGUCCUUCACCGUGCACUACGAGCUGAAGGUUCAUCGCCGCAAGCAUACCGGCGAGCGACCCUAUCAGUGCACAUUCUGUGCCAAGGAUUUUGCCCGGCCGGAUAAGCUAAGACGGCAUGUUUACAUGCAUAGCGUUAAGCGUUAAAUCUAAGUCAAAAUCAUCGAACCCAUAACCAAAUAAAUACUUUGUAUAUUAAA